ACUGGGGCCUGUUGGAAGUACAAAGCACAGCCCCUGCACACUCUGCCCCUGAGAACUCCAUGCAGGUGCCACAGGAUGGAGAGGACUUUGCUGGCCAACCCUGGUACCACGGCCCACUGUCCCGCCAGAAGGCUGAGGCCCUCCUCCAGCAAGAUGGUGACUUCUUAGUUCGUGCAUCUAAGUCCCGUGGGGGCCACCCUGUGAUCUCCUGCCGUUGGCGGGGCUCAGUCCUACACUUCGAGGUGUUCCGUGUGGCCCUGCGCCCCCGGCCAGGCCGGCCCACAGCCCUCUUUCAGCUGGAGGAUGAGCGUUUCCCAAGCCUGCCUGCCCUGGUUCACAGCUAUGUGACCGGCCAGCGUACACUGUCCCAGGCCACGGGAGCUGUGGCAUCCAGGCCAGUGACGCGGCAAGGACCUAUUCGACGCAGCUUUAGUGAAGACACCCUUCCAGACGGCCCGGCUUGGACAGAGCCACUCAGGGCUAGGAAGCGGAGUGACAGUCAGCCUGCAGGCUUGGAGCAUAUGGGGCAGCCAACAGAAGACCGCCCUGGUUCAGGAGCUUCCACUAUGCCUGAAUCUGCCCUGCCUCGGACAGGUAGUGACUCCAUGUUACUAAAGGUGCCCGUUCCCCUGGGGUCCAUUGCUGACAGCCUCAGGGCCUCUGAUGGGCAGCUUCAUGCCAAAGCACCAACCAAGCCACCUCGAACAUCCUUACUGAUGCUGCCUGAUGCCUCUGGACGCCCCCCAACGUACUGUGAGCUGGUGCCCCGAGUGCCCAGGGUCCAGGGAACACCUGCUGGCCACAGCUGCCCAGAGCCAGAGGCACCAUGGUGGGAGGCUGAGGAGGAGGAAGACAGAUGUUUUGCAAGACCGCAGGCAGAGGUCUCUUUCUGCCCACCUGACAACCCCUUCUGCCUGCUGGGCUCCCAGAAUCGGCCUCUGGAAACCGAAGUCCUGCAUACUCUCCAUGGCCUGUUCCUGGAGCACCAUCCUGGGAGCACCGCUCUCCACCUGCUAUUGGUGGAUUGCCAGGCGACUGGUCUCCUGGGAGUGACCAAGGCUCAGCGGGGCGCCAUGGGGGUCGCCUCUGGUCUGGAGCUGCUCACACUUCCCCAUGGGCAUCGCUUGAGGUUGGAACUGCUGGAGAGGCUCGAGACGCUGGCACUGGCGGGGGCGCUGGCGGUGCUGGGCUGCGCGGGGCCGCUGGAGGAGCGCGCGGCCGCCCUGAGGGGCCUGGUGGAGCUGGCCCUGGCGCUGCGGCCAGGGGCGGCGGGAGACCUGCCCGGACUGGCCGCGGUCAUGGGCGCCUUGCUCAUGCCCCAGGUGUCGCGGUUGGAACGCACGUGGCGCCAGCUGCGAAGGAGCCACACCGAGGCUGCGCUGGCCUUCGAGCAGGAGCUGAAGCCACUGAUGCGGGCGCUGGAUGAGGGCGCCGGACCCUGCGACCCGGCGGAGGUGGCGCUGCCGUACGUGGCGCCCGCGGUGCGCCUGCUGGAGGGCGAGGAACUCCCCGGGCCCUUGGACGAGAGCUGCGAGCGGCUGCUGCGCAUCCUGCACCGGGCGCGUCUGCUGGCCCGGGACGCGCCCAGAUUCCGCGAGGCGGCGGCUCGGCGCCUGCGAGGAUUCCGGCCCCACCCGGAGCUGAGAGAGGCCCUGACCACUGGUUUCUUGAGGAGGCUGCUCUGGGGGAGCCGAGGAGCUGGGGCGCCGUGGGCCACACGUCUUGAGAAGUUCCAGCGCGUCCUCAGCGUCCUGUCGCAGCACCUGGAGCCUGACCAUUGAGAGCACAGACCCCCCCCCCUCUUCACGCUGGGAUACCAAGGCUUCCAUGGAGACCAAGGAAGCCGGCCCAAGCUUCCUCACACAGCCAAAUGCAGUGGGGACCUGCACCCUGCCUCACAGGAGGGGACCUGGUUUGCAAGAACCCACCCUGUGCCCUAAA
Molecule: messenger RNA, 1941 nt
Organism: Mesoplodon densirostris (Blainville's beaked whale)
Lineage: Eukaryota; Metazoa; Chordata; Mammalia; Artiodactyla; Ziphiidae
Gene: SH2D3A
Product: SH2 domain containing 3A
Exons: 9
Coding region: 60-1781 (573 amino acids)
Biological process (GO): positive regulation of peptidyl-serine phosphorylation; small GTPase-mediated signal transduction
Molecular function (GO): guanyl-nucleotide exchange factor activity; phosphotyrosine residue binding
Source: RefSeq, a predicted model, not a curated record